Messenger RNA from Phodopus roborovskii (desert hamster), 2140 nucleotides. RefSeq names its product translin associated factor X interacting protein 1 (gene Tsnaxip1). The coding region runs from base 94 to 2070 and encodes 658 amino acids. The record is from RefSeq and is a predicted model, not a curated record. Lineage: Eukaryota; Metazoa; Chordata; Mammalia; Rodentia; Cricetidae. The transcript is spliced from 15 exons. Gene Ontology annotation, cellular component: cytoplasm.
CCCAAACAAUCUUCAGGAGGGACUGCAGAAGCGAAGGCUGUUGAGAAACGCAAGCUUUCUCAGAAACGAAGAACACUGCCCUUGCAGUUAUCCAUGGGUGGCCACUUGUCCCCAUGGCCAACAUACACCAGUGGCCAGAUGAUUCUACAUAAACGAAAGCCCUGUUCGGAGGACUGCCGGAAGCGAACCAAUAGCUGGCAGCAGCAGCCCCUGGGCACUUCCAAGCCCAGGUACCUGGAGCAGCUAGAGAACUACCUGCGCAAGGAGCUCCUCCUGCUGGACCUGGGCACAGAUUCUGCACAAGAGCUGAGGCUGCAGCCUUACAGAGAGAUUUUUGAGUUCUUCAUAGAAGAUUUCAAGACAUACAAGCCAUUGUUAUCCUCCAUCAAGAAUGCAUAUGAGGUGAUGCUGGCCCACCAAAGGGAGAAAAUUCGGGCCCUAGAGCCCCUGAAGGCCAAGAUUGUCACUAUGAAUGAGGACUGUAGUGAGAGGAUCCUGGCCAUGAGGGCAGAAGAGAGGUACGAAAUCUCUGUGCUCAAGAAAGAGAAGAUGAAUUUGCUAAAGCUCAUUGAUAAAAAGAAUGAAGAGAAGGUCUCAUUGCAGAGUGAGGUGACUAAACUGAGGAAGAGCUUGGCUGAGGAGUACCUUCGCUACCUUACUGAGCGAGAUGCCCGCAAGAUUCUUAUCGGGGACCUGAAUGAGCUGCGAUACCAACGAGAAGACAUGUCACUAGCCCAGUCUCCAGGUGUUUGGGGAGAGGACCCUGUAAAGCUAACACUGGCACUGAAGAUGACUCGACAAGACCUGACCCGCACUCAGAUGGAACUCAACACCAUGAAAGCCAACUUUGGAGACGUCGUACCCAGGAGGGACUUCGAAAUGCAGGAGAAGACCAACAAGGAUCUUCAAGAGCAGCUGGAAAGCCUAAGAGCUGACUAUGAAGAGGUCCGGAAGGAGCACGAGAUGUUGCUGCAGCUGCAUAUGAGCACUCUGAAGGAGCGGGACCAGUUCUAUUCGGAGCUGCAGGAGAUUCAGCGCACCUCCACACCUCGACCUGACUGGACCAAAUGUGAAGGCAUCAUAGCAGGGGGCCCGGAACGAUGGCUAAUGUUGGCUGAAGGAAAGAACAGUGACCAGCUGGUGGAUGUGCUGCUGGAGGAGAUUGGCAACGGUCUGCUUCGCGAGAAAGACUUCUUCCCAGGGCUGGGCUUUGGGCAAUCUGUCCCUGCUUUCCUUCGCUUUGAUGGCCCUGUGGAGAACAAGAAGCCGAGCAAAAAGGAGGUGGUAAAUCUCCUUGAGGAUGCCUGGAAGGAACGUCUUGCAGAGGAGCAGAAAGAGUCAUUCCCAGAUUUCUUCUUCAACUUUCUGGAGCGACGCUUUGGGAUCAAUGACGCGAUAGCCUGGGCUUACACCAUUUUUGAAAAUAUCAAGCUCUUUCGCUCUAGUGAAAUAAUGAGUCAGUUCUAUGCAGUGUUGAUGGGGAAGAGGAUGGAAAGUGUAUAUAUCAACCAAAAGGAGACACUGUCCCAUCUGCUGAAGGAGAUGACAAAUGUUGACACUCAGAACGAGGGGUUAAUAGCCAUGGAUCAAUUCAGCACCAUCCUCAAGAAUACCUUUCCUCUCAAGAAGGAAGAGCAAAUUCAGGAGCUAAUGGAGGCAGCAGGCUGGAGUUCAGACAGCAACAAUACAGAAGUGUUCAACUACCGAGUAUUGUUUACCGAGGAUGAGGAGGGCCAGAGUGAGCCAUUUGUGCAGAAGAUAUGGGAACAGUAUGACAAUGAAAAGGAAGCGUACUUACAGGAGUUGAAGCAGGAUCUGGGCCUAGAUGUCCUCGAUGAGGUGAGCCUAUUGAAGAUGCGUGGGGCCCUGAUGAACAUCGAUCCCAGCCUGGACAAACAGACGCUGAAUACCUACCUGAGCCAGGCCUUUCAGCUCCCUGUGGCAGAACUACCAUUGGAGGAUGAAGAGAAGCAGGAGGAAAUUGUGGUGAAGCUUGAGACUGCACUUGAACAGCUUCGGAUGGCAGACACCAAACGUGUAGGACCUCGAGAGCCAGAACCAGCAAGCUAGAACCUCCAUGGACAGCUUAAGUACUCUAACGGUGCUAAACUUCCAGUAUAAAAUUCUUUAUCUAAAUUUA